AAUCAAAAACUCCAACUCUUCAACCCAAAACCAGAACCUAACAUUCUACUCAUCAUCAUCAAAAACCCUUAUAACUCUUCAAACCCAUACAUGGUUACACUUCAUCUCUCUCCCCUUUGCCUCCGACGCUACCGCCACUGCCACUGUGACUGUCGGGCCACCGCCAUCACCUUUGUUACCAACCUCUCUCUCGCUCUUCUCGGCCUAUUGCUUCAGGACAUGUAUUUGCUUCCGGCGGCUUACUUUUCUCUACAUUUUUUCUCUCUCUCUCCAUCUUCUCUUUUCCUUACCAGAUUGACGACGGUCUCCCCGCCGUUUACUCCUCUUCCAUAGCUGCCACUGUCUUCACCCUCACAUCCACCACACACCACCACCACCACCACCAUCUUCACCGUCUUCGUGCCAUUCUCGAACGACGAUAUAAGAUAUGAAGGCUUCAAAUCUGUUAGAUUUAUGGUAGAUCUAAGAUGUGAAGGCUCUUUCUCCGCUGCUACAGCCACCGAGAUGAACGAUGGAGGCCAAAUCUGUGUUCGAUUUUUGUUGGUUCAUGAUCUAUGUUCAAAGUUAUAUAUAUAUAUAUAUAUAUGUGUAAAGCUUCAGUGAUUUCUAUAUGUGUGUGUGUGAUUGGGUAUCUGAUUGUUCGAUUUCCAAACCCUAAUGGCGGAAAUGGAAAUUCGAAGUAUGUAUAUGUGUGUAAUUGGGCAUCUGAUUGUUGUUUGAUUUGGUUGGAUCAGCCACAUUGUGCACCAAACCUGUUUGACGAAAGUCCUUUCUGAAAAUUGUUUACUAUCUAUCUAGUUUGGGAGCUUUUUAAAGAUGUAUGUUGUGAAAAGAGAUGGGCGUCAAGAGACUCUACAUUUCAAUAAGAUCAUUGCCCGUUUCAAGAAGCUCAAGGGCGUCACCACCAGGCAACUCAAUGAAUUGGCCGCUAAAACUGCUGCCGCCAUGAUUGGUAACCAUCCCGACUAUGCUUCUGAAAUUUCAAGAGAAAAUAGCUUUUCCAUUACAUAAAAAUGGUUAGAUCUUUAUGAUACUUGAGUGGGAUGAAUGGAUACAUUUAUAUUUCUGAUAAACCUGUGUGUCCUCUGGAGAUUAAUCCACUUGGUGAUAUGCCGAUGAUUAUAAAGAACGAAGUCCUAUCUGUCUUCUAUAAAUACCCUUCAUUUCAUUCUCACAUCCCAAAACCACCAGAAGGAGUGACUGUGCCUGAGAAGGCAGUCAAAAAGCGAGAUGUCCUACAUUCACCUAUUCUAUGGCAUGAGAAAUCGUCCCUUCUUGGACGCAUAGUUCCUAAAAGGCCACCCAUCCCCAAGUCUGUCUCUGGUCAGUCUCUUGCAAAAUUGGCUUAUCAGCUUGUUUGUAAGUAUUAUCUUGCAAAGCAACCAGUAAGUCACGGAUGCAUGAAAGUUGGCAACCAUGGAGGUGUGGAUGUUCCGACUUGCCAAUCAAACUUGAAGGUGACAGUUUGUGGAAAGGAGCUGGAUGGAGACAAUGAAAACUGCAUUACUACUGAAUCUAGAAAAAGGAAACGGAACAGAGGUAGUCAUCAGGGUAAUAAACUCGGCAACCAAAUAGGUGUGGAUGACCCGACUUGCCAGUCAAACUUGAAAGCAACAGUUUGUGGGAAGGAACUAAAUGAGGCAGUGAACCUGCAUUGCUAUUGAUUCUGAAAAAGGAAACGGAACAGCGAUCGCCGACUUCGCCGAAUCAAUAAGCGAACGUUAAUGUCGACGACAAAUUUAUAAGUAAAAGAAGUACUUAAUGGUGGCUCAAAUAAUGAAUCAUUGACAAAUUAGAUAAUCUCUUAAUAGUUGUCGAUAUGUUUAGAAAAUUAGAUAUGCAUAGUUUUGGAUGGUUUAAACUUUUUGUAUAGUUUAGAACUUAAGGAUAUAUUUUCGAAUGUUUGGAAUGUAAAGACAAUUGUUGAAUGUUUAUAAUUUAUCGAUAUAGUUUCUUUGUGAUAUUUCAAAUAAUAUUUUGGUGGUUGA
Messenger RNA from Camellia sinensis, 1988 nucleotides. NCBI's taxonomy places the organism in Eukaryota, Viridiplantae, Streptophyta, Magnoliopsida, Ericales, Theaceae. The record is from RefSeq and is a predicted model, not a curated record.